Molecule: messenger RNA, 1455 nt
Organism: Trichoderma aggressivum f. europaeum
Lineage: Eukaryota; Fungi; Ascomycota; Sordariomycetes; Hypocreales; Hypocreaceae
Product: CAZyme family GH1
Exons: 4
Coding region: 1-1455 (484 amino acids)
Biological process (GO): carbohydrate metabolic process
Molecular function (GO): beta-glucosidase activity
Source: RefSeq, a predicted model, not a curated record
AUGUCCGAGUCGCUAUCUCUGCCCAACGAUUUCGAAUGGGGCUUCGCUACGGCCGCCUACCAGAUCGAAGGGGCUGUAAAGGAAGGGGGCCGUGGGCCGUCCAUCUGGGACACCUACUGUCACUUGGAGCCCUCUCGCACCAACGGCGCCAACGGCGAUGUUGCCUGCGAUCACUAUCACCGCUACGAUGAAGACUUUGAUCUCUUGACCAAGUACGGCGCCAAGGCCUACCGCUUCUCGCUGUCGUGGUCGCGCAUCAUUCCUCUUGGUGGCAGGCUUGAUCCCGUCAACGAGGAGGGCAUCCAGUUCUACAGCGAUCUGAUCGAUGCCUUGUUGAAGCGGGGAGUUACCCCUUGGGUGACUCUAUAUCACUGGGAUCUUCCCCAGGCGCUUCACGACAGGUAUGGAGGCUGGUUGAACGUGGAAGAGGUCCAGCUGGACUUUGAGAGAUAUGCGAGGUUGUGCUUUGAGCGCUUUGGAGACCGGGUCAAGAACUGGAUCACCAUCAACGAGCCGUGGAUCCAGUCCAUCUAUGGCUAUGCCACCGGCAGCAACGCUCCCGGCAGGAGCAGCAUAAACAAGCACUCCACCGAGGGCGACACAACCACUGAGCCAUGGCUGGCUGGAAAAGCCCAGAUCAUGAGCCACGCUCGCGCCGUGGCCGUCUACAGCAAAGACUUUCGCGCUUCUCAAAAGGGGCAGAUCGGCAUCUCGCUCAACGGCGACUACUAUGAGCCCUGGGACAGCAGCGAUCCCAGAGACAAGGAGGCUGCGGAGCGACGCAUGGAAUUCCACAUCGGGUGGUAUGCGAAUCCAAUCUUCUUGAAAAGGGACUACCCUGCUUCCAUGAGAAAGCAGCUGGGCGACAGGCUCCCCGCUCUCACUCCCGCCGAUUUUGCCAUUCUCAACGCCGGAGAGACUGACUUCUACGGCAUGAACUACUACACCUCUCAGUUCGCCCGCCACCGCGAAGGCCCCGUCCCCAAGACGGACUUCCUCGGCGCCAUCCACGAGCACCAGGAGAACAAGGACGGCAGCCCCGUCGGCGAAGAGAGCGGCAUCUUCUGGCUGCGCUCCUGCCCGGACAUGUUCCGAAAGCACCUCGCCAGAGUCCACGGCCUGUACGGCAAGCCCAUCUACAUCACCGAGAACGGCUGCCCGUGCCCCGGCGAGGACAAGAUGACGUGCGAGGAGGCCAUCAACGACCCCUUCCGCAUCCAGUACUUUGACUCGCACCUGGAUUCCAUCUCAAAGGCCAUCAGCCAAGACGGCGUCGUCGUCAAGGGCUACUUUGCCUGGGCUCUGCUCGAUAACCUGGAAUGGUCAGACGGCUACGGGCCCCGCUUCGGCGUCACCUACACAGACUACACCACCCUCAAGCGCACGCCCAAGAAGUCGGCCCUUGUGCUCAAGGACAUGUUUGCAGACAGGCAGCGGGUUAAAGUCGCCGCUUGA